ACACAAUAUACACGGUGAUUAUUUAUACGUUCAUGUCUUAGGCUAUCCAAAGUUCAAAAUGAAAAAGAAUAUUAUGUAAACGUAAGUCGUUUGGAUUUUAUUUUAUGGUUACAAUUUAGAAAGCCUAAAGAAUUUUUUUUUUUGUAAUUUUCUUUUCUUUGAACUUUGUAUUUACUUCCUGAAAUAUCGACACGCAAUUAAGAGAAUCAUCCUGUAUACGUGCGACACGCAGAAUCAUUGCGUCAUGAAAUAAAACUCGAAUUCCGUCUAUUAUAGUACCAAUAAUGUACAUUUCCAUUGCGAUUACGCGGAAAAAAAGCUGCGUAUCAAGUUGUUUUGAAGUUUCGACAAUCUACGAGCGUCGCCAAUAUCAAAUUCCAUAAAUAAAAUAUAUGGUACGUGACGUAUUUACGGCUUUUCUCCGCACACGUGAUUCAUAGUGUUGCGCUGAAAUCAUUUACCUCAGUUAUUUUAUUAAUAAUAAAAAGCAUAAGAAACGUGAGUUAUAUAUAAAGAAAGAAAAAAGCGUAUCAAAGUCAGCGUCGCGCACACGCGUGUGACGCACGUGUUGCGCCAGAUCGCACUGUCAUUCAUGCAAUCUGCCCACGUGAUCCGUCGGUGUCGACGAAUCUUGGUUAUGUCUUUAAACGUUCCGACGACCGUGACGUCCUGACGUCCGUCCAAGUGGCCGAGUGGGUACGAUACAAUUAAGCUCCUCUCUUGCGUUUAAAGCGUAUAAAAAAAAAACAGCUGGAGAUUUAAAACCGACGGUUUUUUUCGAGUCUGUCAUAAUUUCGGAGCACGUUGCGGCGCCUCGUGUACGCGUGAGACGUGCUCGUCAUUUGUUCCAUUUAAAUCGCGUUUGCAGAUUCGCCACCGCGAAUCGCCGAUAGCAUGUUUUUUAAGAGGAUCUGAGACGCCGCGCCGCUUCGAGAUGUUAUCCGUCCUCCGGAAUUCUCGCCGUCUGUCACCGGCGGGUCGAAUUUUGGAGCGAUCCGCCGGGUUUCGGCCUAACCUGUCGUCGCUCGUACGCUGCAAAUCAGAAAACGUAGUCGUCACUAUCGCCGACGUGUCGAAAGAAGUGAGGCCAGCUAGCAGUCCGGAGUACGUCCCAAGAAAAUACUUAUUAAGUACCCACUCUCAGGAGACGUUGCGGCACCUGAAAUGGAUGCUGCAGAAGGACGUUUUGCGACAAGACAUGUUUCUGAUGGGCGGACCGGGUAUGCGGAGGCGCGAGCUGGCGCUCGCCUUCCUGGAGCUGACGGGACGGGAAUUGGAGUUCAUCGCGCUCACUCGCGACACGACGGAGGCGGACUUGAAGCAGAGGCGAGAGAUCAAAAGCGGCACCGCGUACUAUCACGAUCAGAGCGCGGUGAGGGCCGCGACCAACGGGCGAGUUCUCCUGAUCGAGGGUGUGGAGAAGGCGGAGCGGAAUGUGUUGCCCGUGUUGAACAAUUUAUUGGAGAAUCGCGAAAUGCAUUUGGAGGACGGUAGAUUUCUUAUUCCGGCGUCCCGCUACGACAAAUUACUGAAGACGCACACUCAGGCGGAGUUGGACAAGUGGCGUCUCGUGCGGGUCAGCGAAGAUUUUAUAGUAAUUGCCCUGGGUUUACCGUCACCGCGAUAUCCUGGCCAUCCGUUGGACCCCCCUCUCAGAUCUAGAUUUCAGGCACGUCACAUUCCACCGCCGACGUUCGAGGAACAAUUUGAGGUCUUGAGAAACUUAGCGCCGAACGUCGACGCUGGGAAGUUGUCGCAAUUGUUAUCGUGUGCUCACGCAUUAGUUACCCAAGAAGCCGUCACCAUAGGCCUGCCAGAUUUUCCCUUGGACAAUUUAUCGUCGGCCGCUUUAAUUAUGGACAAAAAUCCAGACUUGUCGGUGUACGACGUUUUCUACAGGUUUUAUCCGUACAAACUAUUUUUGGGUAAAGAGGGUCAGAAUGCCGUUGAGGAUAUCCUUGGAACGUUUAGCGUAUUGAACGAUUCUAAAACGAAGCGUACCGUUACCAGUAAAAUAGAUGCCACCAAGAAAGCUGACGAUUUCUUGGAGAUCAGCAUAAAACACGAUAACGCGAAAACAACUUUCCACGUUCCCUGCGGCACGAGCCAGUUAUCUAGCGCGAACAAUGAUUAUUAUGUAGAGACUAAUUAUCAGAAUAACUUGCUGGCGGGCAUGCUGGAAUCCCAUUUGACGUCCGAUUUCUGCUUGAUCGGACCGAAAGGCUGCGGCAAGUCCACCACCGUUCGACGGCUCGCCGAUUUAUUAGGGUAUCAAGUGGAGCCAAUAGUGCUUUAUCAGGAUAUGACUUCCAGGGACCUGAUACAACAACGGACCACGUCGCUUAACGGCGACACGGUCUGGAGAGAUUCGCCGCUGGUCGACGCGGCCCUGCACGGCAAACUGGCCGUGUUGGACGGCAUCAACAGGAUACAUUCCAGUACUUUAGCUAUACUGCACAGAUUAGUCCACGAUCGGGAGCUGCAGUUGCACGACGGUAAGCGGCUCAUACGAGCCGAUCGUUACGACGAAAUAAAGAGAGAGUAUAACAGAUCCGACGAGGAGAUGCGCGACCGCGGUGUUCUGCGAAUCCAUCCCGCCUUCAGGCUGAUAGCCUUGGCCGAGCCGCCGGUCGUCAAUAGCUCGUCCGGCCAGUGGUUGAAUUCCGAGCUGCUCAGUUUGUUCCUCUUCCACGAGAUGAGGCCGCUCGACAAGCGCGAGGAGAUUCAUAUUAUUCAGUCGAAGUUCGGGGAACCCAGCAAAGCGUUACUGAGUAUCGUAGAAUUAGCGCAUGUCUUACGUUCGUCCAACGAUCCGACCUUACUGUCUCUCGCCGGAUCGCUCAGCACCCGGCAGCUUCUGCGAAUCGCCGAGCGAAUGCACCGAUUCCAGUGCGAUGACGCUUACAGCGCGGUGCAACGAGCGUGUCUGGCGCGCUUCUUGCCGACGAUCGCGAGAGAGGCACUCGAGGAUUCUUGCCGUCGCCUUGGCAUCGUUCCGCCGGAAUCUGCGGCAGAUUCGGCGAUCGAGUGCUCGGUGACGGGAGACUCCGUGAAGAUCGGCGACACCGUCGUAGAUCGGUAUCGCACCGCGGCGCACAGUAAAGUACCCGACAUCCUGUUCUACGACGUGCCGGAGCAUGUCGCGAUCUUGGAGCGGUUGCUGCAGGACUUCAGCCUGGGACAGAAUCUCCUGCUGGUCGGCAAUCAGGGCGUCGGCAAGAACAAGGUCGUGGACCGGCUGCUGCAGCUGCUCAACAGGCCGCGCGAGUACAUUCAGCUGCACCGCGACACGACCGUGCAAACUUUGACCCUGCAGCCGAUGGUCAGGGACGGCAAAGUCGUCUACGAGGACUCGCCGCUCGUGCAGGCCGUUAAACUGGGCCACGUCCUCGUCGUCGACGAGGCGGACAAAGCGCCCACGCACGUGACGUGUAUAUUGAAAACCCUGGUGGAGUCGGGCGAAAUGAUUCUGUCGGACGGUAGACGAAUUGUCCCCCGUGCCAGCGGCGACGCCCGCAACGCGAACAUCAUACCCAUGCACCCGGACUUCAGGAUGAUCGUGUUAGCGAACAGACCGGGCUUCCCGUUUCUGGGCAAUGAUUUUUUCGGCGCUCUCGGGGACCUGUUCAGCACGCAUUCCGUCGACAAUCCGAGUACGCGAAGCGAGAUUCAGCUGCUGAAGCAAUACGGUCCGCACGUAGACGAGCGGACGAUACAUACAUUAGUGAGAACUUUCGGCGACCUGAGAAGUAUGGCCGAUCAAGGUUUAGUCUCGUAUCCAUACUCGACCCGAGAAGUUGUUAAUAUAGUUAAGCAUCUAGAGAAAUUUCCGAACGAACCGUUGGGCACCGUAGUGCGCAAUGUCUUCGACUUUGAUCGAUAUAGCCAGGAAAUAUUCGACACUUUGGUAACAGUGCUUCAUAAGCAUGGAAUUCCCGUUGGAACGAGUCCAACCAAUGUUGCCUUGGCUAAGGAAAUACCUUUGCCCGAGAUGAAGAUCUGCGGCAGUUGGAACGUUUUGAACACGUUCCAAAAUAUACCCGUGCAGGAAAGGUACGUUAAGUUGAAACCGCCAACAUUCCCGUCGCAAAGCGAUCGAACUCUAGAUCGAGUUGAGGCCAGAUCGGCCUGGUUCACGGAACUCCAGAGUUACUGGACGAUACCCAUUAGCGAAAACAGCACGGUGACCGCUUUAACGGUCGCGCAUGGAAGUAAAGGGGAUGGUACGGACGACAGGAUACACGUUCUCACGUCGAAUCCUUUAAGUGUAUUUAGCAUGACACCGGAAUCCGAGCAGAUUCGCGAAACGUCUCUGCAAGGCUUAAUCAGCCCCGCCAGGGGCAAUAUGCCGUUUUACAACAUCGCGAUCGACAAUCUCGGAGACGUUUUAGUUCACGAAGAAACUAGCAAUUCUCUACUCGUGGUAAACGUAAACGAGGGUUCGGUUCGAGAACUGCAGUUUUCGUCUUUUCUGGAUGUCGCCAGCGACAGACUGUCGAACGCCUUCAGGAGCAAAAAUUUUCAAUGGAAGAUGAACGCGAAUCUACUCCCGUCGCAUAAUUUGAUUGUCUUGUACACGCAGGACAACGACAAACUCGAAAUUAUCAAUUUGCAAAACAUGUACGCUUACUCGAUGAGUUUGCCGUGCAACGUCGAAUCGGUCUUACUCGCGUCCGACGGGAAGUGGUUGAUACAGGACGCGUCCAAGGAUAAGUACAUUCUUACGAAAUCCACCGAUUCUGACCCGUGCCCGAGCGUGUUGCGCAAAUUGGACGAGUCCAACAGCGUCGAUCUGAAGACCGGCAGUGUCUUGAAUUGCGGCAGCAGCAGUCUGCACAAAACGGAGCUGAGCAAGGCUCUUCAGCAGAAAAUAGACUGUCCGAAUAGACUUCUGGUGACCGAUAACACGUACGCCGGCAUAGCGACGGGAUUUCCCGAUUUGGACAGCUCUAACGAGCUGCACUUCUGGCCGAGGGGAGGAAGAACGCGCAGCUUCAUAACGCCCAUCGUUACGCAGAACGGGCAAGUGAUCAGAACGAUCUCGUCGAGUCAGGUACCCGAGGAAGUUUAUCCGAAGGACACAAAACACGCGGGAAUUUCCGGUUACUUAGAGAUAGUCGACACGGUAAACCACAAGCUGCGAUACAUACCUAUUCCGGAACCGGUUAACGUCUCGCCAUUGACACAGUGGCUGUAUGCGAAGGACCUUCCGCUUUAUGCGUCACUUACGUCGAACGAAGGUCUCGUUACAAUAGACGCCGGUGGCUGCGUUCGUUUAUGGGAGACAUCAAUCACGAAUAUAGAAAAGUCGUUAGGCGCGUGGCGUAAAAUGAUAGGCGCCGGCGAGGAAAAGCUGCAGAUCACCAAAGAGAGGUAUUCGGGGCAGGAUGUCAGCGGGCCGAAACACGGAAAGGUCGAUAAGAAUAAUGAGCCGCACGUGGGCGGCAACACUUGGGCCGGGGGAACCGGAGGCAGAGAUACGGCGGGCUUGGGCGGAAAGGGUGGUCCGUAUCGACUGGAUGCAGGGCACACGGUGCAUCAACUCAGUGACGAGGAGAAGAACGCGGUGCCGGAACAUAUAAAGAAAGCCGCUCGCGAGAUGGGUCUUCGCGCGUUCAAGCAGCGGCUCAAGGACAUAAGAAUGAGCGAGUACGAUCACAAGAUGUACAGUCAAUUCAGCGACGCGGUUCACAAUCAAGUGCAGGCCUUGAGAGUCAUCCUAGGUACGCUGCAGGCGAAGAGCAAGGAGCGGCAGUGGUGCAGGCAUCAGACGUCGGGCGAGCUGGACGAUACGAAGUUAAUCGAGGGAUUAACGGGCGAGAAAACGAUUUAUCGGCGGAGGGCGGAGAAGGAGCCGGAGAUCGGCGCUCCGCAAUUGAAGCCGAAGCGACUGAGACUCGUCGCGGACGUGUCCGGCAGCAUGUACAGAUUCAACGGCUACGACGGCCGGCUGGAUCGCGAGUUGGAGGCCUGUGUCAUGGUAAUGGAGGCUUUCAGCGGCUACGAAGGCAAAUUUCAGUACGACAUCGUCGGCCAUUCCGGCGACGAUUACCGCAUCGUCUUCGUCGAUCGCACGCAACCGCCGACGGACAAUAAACGGAGACUGGAGGUGAUUAAGACGAUGCACGCUCACUCGCAAUUUUGCAUGUCCGGCGAUCAUACGUUGGAGGCGACGCAGCACGCAAUUGCGAGCCUGGCGAAAGAGGAUUCCGACGAGUCGAUCGUAGUUGUACUCUCGGAUGCGAAUCUAGACCGUUACGGGAUUUCUCCUCAGCGAUUCGCAAAAUUAUUAACGUCCAACGCGGACGUAAAUGCCUACGCGAUUUUUAUUGGAUCGCUGGGUGAUCAGGCGACCAGAUUGAUGAAGAAGAUGCCUUCUGGUCGCGCAUUCGUGUGCAUGGACCUUAAGAAUAUACCACGAAUUCUACAGCAGAUAUUUGCCGCUUCUGUUUUAAGUACCACGCGAUCAACUUAACGUGUGUGAUGAUUAGUUGAAUUUUGCAUAGGAAAAUGAGGCGUUUCUUAUCAAUAAAGGAUUAUUAAUUACAUUUUCUGAGGAUAUAUGUUUUUGUACAACACAAUUGGUGUUUAUAUAACUUUGUAUAUUGCAAAUUUUUGUAAAUAAAAAUUUUUAGACGUC
Wasmannia auropunctata (little fire ant) is the source of this 6640-nucleotide messenger RNA. RefSeq names its product von Willebrand factor A domain-containing protein 8 (gene c12.2). NCBI's taxonomy places the organism in Eukaryota, Metazoa, Arthropoda, Insecta, Hymenoptera, Formicidae. Gene Ontology annotation, molecular function: ATP binding; ATP hydrolysis activity. The transcript has 19 exons. Bases 935 to 6475 code for a protein of 1846 amino acids. Gene Ontology annotation, cellular component: cytoplasm. The record is from RefSeq and is a predicted model, not a curated record.